Molecule: messenger RNA, 1458 nt
Organism: Rhinolophus ferrumequinum (greater horseshoe bat)
Lineage: Eukaryota; Metazoa; Chordata; Mammalia; Chiroptera; Rhinolophidae
Gene: STAP2
Product: signal transducing adaptor family member 2
Exons: 13
Coding region: 108-1421 (437 amino acids)
Molecular function (GO): signaling adaptor activity
Source: RefSeq, a predicted model, not a curated record
GGAGAUGACAGAAGAGAGGAAAUUCCCCUGGAACCUGUUUCUCUGCUUCCUGGCCCAGCUGAGGUGCCCAGUGGAAGGAGAGGCCGGGCCAAAGACCCGGGCCCACCAUGGCCUCAGCCCUGCGCCCACCCCGAGUCCCCAAGCCCAAGUGUGCCCUGCCCUCACAUUACUAUGAGAGCUUUCUGGAGAAGAAGGGACCCUGCGACCAGGAUUAUAAGAAGUUCUGGGCCGGCCUCCAGGGCCUCACUCUCUAUUUCUACAAUAGCAAUCGGGACUUCCAGUACAUGGAGAAGCUAGACCUUGGAACAUUUGUGAAACUCACAGAUGAAGCUCCGUGGGGGACCUCCCAUGACCCUGGCACCCAUUUCAACCUAGUCCUCCGGAAGCAGGAGAUCAAGUUCAAGGUAGAGAGCCUGGAGUCUCGGGAGAUGUGGAAAGGCUUCAUCCUGACGGUGGUGGAGCUCCGUGUUCCAUCCAACUUGACCCUGCUACCUGGACACCUGUACAUGAUGGCUGAGGUCCUGGCCAAAGAGGAGGUGCGCCGCUCUCUGGAGAUUCCCUCGUGCUUCCUGAAGGUGAGCCGGCUGGAGGCGCAACUGCUCCUGGAGCGCUACCCAGAAUGUGGGAACUUGCUGCUGCGGCCCAGCGGGGAUGGCACGGUCGCUCUGGCAGUCACUACGCGCCAGACGCUCAACGGGGCUCCGGUGGUUCGGCACUACAAGGUGAAGCGCGAGGGUACUAAGUACGUGAUCGACGUGGAGGAACCGGUCUCCUGCGCCUCACUCGAUGCAGUGGUCAACUAUUUCGUGUUGCACACCAAGAAGGCGCUGGUGCCCUUCCUACUGGACGAGGACUACGAGAAGGUGCUAGGCUACGUGGAGGCGGAUAAGGAGAACGGCGAGAGUUUGUGGGUGGCGCCCUCGGUCCCAGCUGUCCCCGGCCCAGGUCCCGCAUCCCCCACCAGUGACCCCAAGCAGCCGUCUCCCACAUCCAUCACGCCUGGGUCCAGCCAGGACAAGCUGCCCCCGCUAUCGAACCCGGAUGAAAACUACGUGAUUCCCAUUGAAGACGCCACAGCUGCUGACUACGUGAAUGGGGACGUGCUCUCCACCGGUCGGCUGAUGGUCCUGAAGCCAAAGAAGUGUCCCCCAGCCCCAAAGGUUCAGGCAAAGCCUCCAAAGCCACCCACUGUGCCCAAGCCAGAACCCAAAGGCCUUCCUGGUUGCCUGGCCAGAAAGCUGGCUGUCAGCUCAGCGCAGGCUUUCUUCCCCACAACAGCAUUGGCCAAUGUGACAACAGAGCUGGAAGAGAAACUACAGAGACGGCGGGCACUGGAGCAUACAGCUGGGCUUGCUGGGGACCAGCGGGCCAAUCUCAGAGCAUGGCACAUCAGUCAAGCAAACCCCUCCUCCCAGAAUUAAAGCUCAAGUGACAACAGGGCCUAUGUGUUUGACUUGG